AUGUUUUUUAGGACUUUUGUUGGGCGUUCCUGGCAUGCUUCACAGACAACCGCAGAUCGACUCUUGGUGUCUCAUCAUCAUCAUCGGCUAAUCGAUAGCC
This is a messenger RNA of Trypanosoma cruzi, 100 nucleotides long. RefSeq lists its product as uncharacterized. The annotation marks the transcript as partial. Lineage: Eukaryota; Euglenozoa; Kinetoplastea; Trypanosomatida; Trypanosomatidae. The record is from RefSeq and is a predicted model, not a curated record. The transcript has a single exon.